AUGGACGGGCUCUUUACGCUUGUAUGCCUGAGCCUCCUCAUGGGGGCAGCGUCGUUUGUCAUUGGAUCGCUGCCAUUGACCUUCUCUCUAUCGUCUUCUCAGCUUCGGCUCAUCUCGGCGCUGGGGAUGGGCCUGCUGGUAGGCACGUCUCUGAUAGUAAUUAUCCCCGAAGGCGUCGAGACGCUCUACAGCUCUCAGGUGAAACCGCACCAGCACGUCCACAACACACACCGGAGACGGGGUAUCCUAGCUCACGGCGUUGACGUUCGAUGGGACCAUGCCUCGGCCGUGGCGUCUAGUCCACGAGCUGUCGACGGGGUGGAGGCGCACUGGCUCUCUGUUCGAGAAGAAGCGGCUGCUCCCGAGGGUGAUAAGCCACAGCCUGACGGACCGGCAGAAGGAGGCGACGGUAAGGAGAAGCAGCAGCCUUCUGGCGAGAAGGGGGGAGGGAGCAUGGAGGAGAAGCCGCAUGGGCAUGAUGAGAGUGGUCCGCACGCUUGGAUCGGGGUCGGGCUGGUCAGCGGCUUUAUCCUGAUGUACCUGGUCGACAAGCUGCCGCAGUAUGCAUCUUCGUCCUCGAAACAGCAGCAGAGACCGUACCACAUCUCGCUGGACAACCUGGGAUCGGGCAUCGGUCGAGGAAUGUCACCUGCACGAACGGCCAACGGCACACGAUCUGGCGGCGGCGGCGGGUACAGCGCUGGUAUGGCGACAACCGCUGGACUGGUGAUACAUGCGGCGGCAGACGGCAUCGCGCUGGGUGCGUCUACCUCCAACACCGGGCUGAGCUUGAUCAUCUUCGUGGCGAUCAUGGUACACAAGGCUCCUGCGUCCUUUGGCCUGACGUCCGUCUUGCUGAAGCAGGGCCAUUCCACCAAGAGUGCCCGCGCACAUCUGCUGGUCUUCAGCCUGGCGGCGCCGGUAGGAGCACUGCUGACAUGGGUGAUUGCGCACACCAUACUGUCAGGCCAUGCGAGCGACGAGCAGAGCACCCGAUGGAGAACGGGCAUGCUCCUCUUGUUCUCUGCCGGCACAUUCCUCUAUGUUGCCAUGCAUACGAUGCAGGACAACCCUCUCGAGCCAGCCCGUCGAGAGUCUCAUGCGAACGGCUACGUUGAUGGGCGGGACCCACCGCAACGGCCAAAGCAGUCCAUGAGAGAUCUUGUUGCCUCCGUCGUUGGGAUGGUGAUGCCUCUGUUCCUGCAAAUCGGCCAUGCACAUUAA
Molecule: messenger RNA, 1224 nt
Organism: Microsporum canis CBS 113480
Lineage: Eukaryota; Fungi; Ascomycota; Eurotiomycetes; Onygenales; Arthrodermataceae
Product: zinc transporter SLC39A9
Exons: 3
Coding region: 1-1224 (407 amino acids)
Biological process (GO): transmembrane transport; zinc ion transport
Cellular component (GO): membrane
Molecular function (GO): metal ion transmembrane transporter activity
Source: RefSeq, a predicted model, not a curated record